Ceratina calcarata is the source of this 678-nucleotide messenger RNA. It is a transcript of the gene Arl6, whose product is annotated as ADP ribosylation factor-like 6. Gene Ontology annotation, molecular function: GTP binding; GTPase activity. Lineage: Eukaryota; Metazoa; Arthropoda; Insecta; Hymenoptera; Apidae. The coding region runs from base 37 to 606 and encodes 189 amino acids. The transcript has 3 exons. The record is from RefSeq and is a predicted model, not a curated record.
AUAAACGCGCAACAAACCCUCGAGAGAGGACGAAGUAUGGGGUUAUUCGAUCGUUUAGCAAAUCUUUUAGGUCUUAGGAAAAAAGAAGUGAACGUUUUAGUAGUGGGCCUAAACAACAGUGGUAAGUCGACGGUCAUAAAUAAUUUCAAACGUGAGGAUGACCGUUGCAUAGACAUAGUGCCCACUGUUGGGUAUAAUGUUGAAAAAUUUUCAUUUAAGAAUAUCAAUUUUACGGCGUUUGAUAUGUCUGGCCACGACCGGCACAGGUCGCUGUGGGAACAUUAUUACAAAGAUUGUCACGGGAUUAUUUUUAUAAUCGACAGCAGCGAUAAACUGCGAUUAGUUGUUGUUAAGGAGGAAUUAGAUAUGCUUCUUCAGCAUCCAGACGUAGCAGGCCGUAAAUUACCAAUCUUAUUUCUGGCAAACAAGAUGGACUUGCCUGAAUCUUUAACUACUGUCAAACUCGUGGCUGGCCUUGGACUUGACCGGAUUCACAACAAACCGUGGCACAUACGUGCAACGAAUGCAAUCACUGGAGAAGGCUUACAAACAGGCAUAGAAUGGCUCACGGAUCAAAUUCGAGAUAUAUAUAUUAAUAAAAGAUAAUUAAAUAAAAUUGCACUACUCUUGUACCUGUACGUCUAUCCAUUGAAUAAAAUAUUGACAAAUUUAUCCUAA